Messenger RNA from Symbiodinium necroappetens, 219 nucleotides. The record is from the annotation of a GenBank genome assembly. Lineage: Eukaryota; Dinophyceae; Suessiales; Symbiodiniaceae.
GCUCCAGAAACCUCUUUCCUCCCUGAACUACAUCGCGGCCGCAGUUCUUGCCUACAACCUCUUCCUGGCACCUUCAGGCGCCCCGGCCCGGCUUCCCGAGCCCCUCUUCGGCCUCUGCUCGCUUGGGCUGGGUCUUCUGAUUCUGUCCCGUGUGAGCUCGGCGACUGAGCGCUUUAGCACUGCCCGGAGCUUGUGGGCGGAUGUAGUGAGCACGAUCAG